Messenger RNA from Closterium sp. Naga37s-1, 492 nucleotides. The record is from the annotation of a GenBank genome assembly. NCBI's taxonomy places the organism in Eukaryota, Viridiplantae, Streptophyta, Zygnematophyceae, Desmidiales, Closteriaceae.
AUGGCUGAGGCAAAUGAGAUAGUCGAAGCAAUGAAAGGGCUGUUUGGAUUGGUGAGAGGGGAGUUAGCAGAAGUGAAUGGGGAGCUGGCAGCAAUUAGGGAGGAGAUGGCCUGGCAGAAUGAGCAGGUGUCGAUGCUGGAGGAGAGGAAUGAAGUUUUGGGGGAUGAGGUGAAUGAGCUGAGGCGUGCACUGGGAGCUGUGGGCGAGAGGAGUGACUUGGCAGCAUUAAAGGAAGAGCUGGCUGCAGUGAAGGGGGAGCUGGCAGCAGCAAGGGGGGAGUUGGCUGAGCAAAAGAAGUCCACUACUUUCCAGUUGGAAGAGGCUGAGAGGAGACGAGUGGGGGGGAUGCGGGAGAUGAGAGGGCAUGUGGAGAAGAGGGAGAGAGAGGUGGCAGCAGUGAAGGGGGAGGUGAGUGCAGUGAAGAUGAAGCUCACAGAACACAAGAAUGAUAUUGCAGAGAAGUUGGCCAGAGUGGAGGCGGUCGGAAGAUAG